This is a messenger RNA of Rhea pennata, 1528 nucleotides long. RefSeq names its product TNF receptor associated factor 4 (gene TRAF4). The transcript has 7 exons. The coding region runs from base 39 to 1451 and encodes 470 amino acids. Gene Ontology annotation, biological process: signal transduction; regulation of apoptotic process; positive regulation of JNK cascade. Lineage: Eukaryota; Metazoa; Chordata; Aves; Rheiformes; Rheidae. The record is from RefSeq and is a predicted model, not a curated record. Gene Ontology annotation, molecular function: protein binding; zinc ion binding.
GAGCCGAGCCGGGCCGGGCCGGGCCGGGCGGCCGCACCAUGCCGGGCUACGACUACAAGCUGCUGGAGCGGCCGCGGCGGCGGGUGCUGUGCCCGCUCUGCGGGAAGCCCAUGCGGGAGCCCGUGCGCGUCUCCACCUGCGGCCACCGCUUCUGCGACACCUGCCUCCAGGAGUUCCUCAGCGAAGGCGUCUUCAAGUGCCCCGAGGACCAGCUGCCCCUGGACUACGCCAAGAUCUACCCGGACCCGGAGCUGGAGGCGCAAGUGCUGAGCCUGGCUAUCCGCUGCAUCCACAGCGAGGAAGGCUGCCGCUGGAGCGGCCUCAUCAAGCACCUGCAGGCCCACCUCGGCACCUGCGCCUUCAACGUCGUCCCCUGCCCCAACCGGUGCAGCGCCAAGCUGAGCCGCCGCGACCUGCCCGAGCACCUGCAGCACGGCUGCCCCACGCGCAGGGUCACCUGCGAGUUCUGCGCCAGCGACUUCACCGGCGAGGCCUUCGAGGGCCACCAGGGCAUGUGCCCCCAGGAGAGCGUGUACUGCGAGAACAAGUGCGGGGCGCGCAUGAUGCGGCGCCUGCUGCCCCAGCACGCCCUGGCCGAGUGCCCCAAGCGCACCCAGCCCUGCGCCUACUGCGCCAAGGAGUUCGUCUUCGACACCAUCCAGAACCACCAGUACCAGUGUCCCCGGUACCCCGUGCCCUGCCCCAACCAGUGCGGGACGCCCAGCAUCGCCCGGGAGGACGUGCCCACCCACCUCAAGGAGAGCUGCAACACUGCCAUGCUGCUGUGCCCCUUCAAGGAAGCCGGCUGCAAGCACCGGUGCCCCAAGCUGGCCAUGGGCCGGCACCUGGAGGAGAGCACCAAGGCGCACCUGGGCAUGGUGUGCGCCCUGGUGAGCCGGCAGCGGCAGGAGAUCCUGGAGCUGCGGCGCGACGUGGAGGAGCUGUCGGUGAGCAGCGACGGGACGCUCAUCUGGAAGAUCGCCGACUACGCCCGCAAGCUGCAGGAGGCCAAAGCCCGCAGCAACUACGAGUUCUUCAGCCCCCCUUUCUACACCCACAAGUACGGCUACAAGCUCCAGGUCUCGGCCUUCCUCAACGGCAACGGGAGCGGCGAGAGCAGCCACCUCUCCGUCUACAUCCGCGUGCUGCCGGGCGAGUACGACAACCUGCUGGAGUGGCCCUUCUCCUACCGCGUCACCUUCUCGCUGCUGGACCAGAGCGACCCAUCGCUCUCCAAGCCCCAGCACAUCACCGAGACCUUCCACCCCGACCCCAACUGGAAAAACUUCCAGAAGCCGGGAGCCUCGCGCAGCUCCCUGGACGAGAGCACCCUGGGCUUCGGCUACCCCAAGUUCAUCUCCCACGAGGACAUCAAGAAGCGCAACUACGUGCGGGACAACGCCAUCUUCAUCAAAGCCUCCGUGGAGAUCCCCCAGAAGAUCCUCGCCUGAGCCGGCGCCGGAGAGGACGCGCGUGGGGCUCCCGCCCGGGCGCCGGGCAGCUGGGGCUGCCCCACAUGGUGCUGAGU